AUGGACAAUCGAUACGGGAGCGCAGACGUGGUGGGCACCAACCAGCGACACACAAUCAAAGUGUCGGACUACGCGUCGAUAAACCAGGAGGCGCGGGAUAUUGGGUCGCGCUAUGCGGGCGAGGAUGGCGUGAGCUCCAACGAGCUUUUCGAAGCGGAAGACCCCAAGGCCCUCGUGCAGGCCAGCUCGUUGAGGACAUUCUUCAACAUCACCAAGUGCUUCAUCGGCGCGGCCUCCUUCGAGCUUCCCUGGGCUGUCAAGCAAGGAGGUUUGAUUGGUGGCUCGGUGGGACUGGUGUUUUUGGGCAUCAUCUCGCAGUUCACGCUGGUCAUCCUGGCCAAGUGUGGCCACCUCGCAUCCAAGUCCUAUCCCACCUACCCGGACAUCGGUCGUGAGGCGUUUGGCAAGACUGGAGUUAUUUUGGCGUGGACGGGCAUCAUUGCGUCGACGAUCGGAGCAUGUGGAAGCUAUCUGAUCUUCAUCGGUUCGUCCAUACAAAAGCUGCUUGGUGGCUACACCGCCGUGUUCGAAUACAGUGCAGUGUGUACCUUGUUUGUAAUUCCGCCGGUCAUCAUGCUGUCGUGGCUGCGAAGCUACAAGGUCCUCGCCCCCACCUCUAUCCUCGGAAUUUGUGCACUCUUGUUCUCGUUGGUGGCGACGUGGAUCGAUAUCGGAAUGUACCACGAGGCCAAGUCCUUCAAUGAUUACCCCGCCGUUCAGAUCACGUCCUACCCGCUCUUCCUGGGCAAUGCCGCGUUUCUGUAUCUCAUCCACUCUGUUGUGCUGCCCACCGAGCAGUCCAUGGCGAACAAGUCCAGGUUCCCGGUGGUGGUCGGAACGAGCAUUGUCUUCGUGACCAUCCUCAACGUCGCCUUCGCCGUCACCGCCUACCUCUUCUACGGCGAAGACACCAAACAGAACGUGAUCGACAACCUGCAUCCGGGAGUGAUGGAGAUCCUGGUGCGCAUCUUCCUGUCGCUCGACCUUCUGUUCACGGCCGCGCUCUUCCUCUUCCCGACCUCCGAGAUCCUCGAGUUCGCGCUGCUCGACCGCACGCUCUUCGGCAAGUCGCGCAACGUCGAGAUGCAGCGCAACCUGCUCCGGUUCAUCAUGGUCAUGGUGACAGCGGCCGUGGCGCUCGCGAUCCCCUUCUUCUCGGUCAUGACGGGCCUCACGGGCGUGUUCGGGAGCAACCUGCUGGGCUUCCUGCUUCCGCCCUCGAUCUACAUCAAGCUCAAGUACAGCAAGGGCCACUGGGGCAAGAUCAAGCUGGGCAAGCUGAUGCGCUUCAAGAAGAAGACCUGGGGCCUCCUGGCUGAGCUCGUCAUCUGCUCCCUCAUCUUCCUCUUCGGCAUUGCCAUGCUCGCGUUCGUGCGUGAGAUCAUUGACAAGUACACCAGCGGUACCCUGCUCGACGAUUGA
Molecule: messenger RNA, 1422 nt
Organism: Acanthamoeba castellanii str. Neff
Lineage: Eukaryota; Discosea; Longamoebia; Acanthamoebidae
Product: transmembrane amino acid transporter protein
Exons: 12
Coding region: 1-1422 (473 amino acids)
Biological process (GO): amino acid transmembrane transport
Cellular component (GO): vacuolar membrane
Molecular function (GO): amino acid transmembrane transporter activity
Source: RefSeq, a predicted model, not a curated record